Molecule: messenger RNA, 1518 nt
Organism: Drosophila ficusphila
Lineage: Eukaryota; Metazoa; Arthropoda; Insecta; Diptera; Drosophilidae
Exons: 1
Coding region: 159-1385 (408 amino acids)
Source: RefSeq, a predicted model, not a curated record
GAAAUGUCUCAAGAUCACACGAUGUCAGCAAAAAUUCCGGCAAACCGAAAUACAGAAUCAACUGUCAGUCACGAACAUCUACGAUUUCACCUGGUCAGCGUUAUAAAAUCGGUAGUGCACCGCAAAUACCCAGACAGUUUCGACUUGGAGCACCCGCAAUGAUGAAGGGAGAAAUACGGAAGAGCAGCCUCUACGGCUGUACGGUGAUACUGGUACUGGUUGUUCUCCAUCUGGUUAAUGCCGUGCCAUCCACGACAACCAAAUUACCAUCGACAGUGGCCACUUCCACGAAGUCUACGCGCAGGGUGAAUCCCCUUACGGAGUCCAAGCUGGAAAUGAAUUGCAAAGCCCUCUGCGAGCACUGCGGAUGUUUGGGCUUCUACUGCGGGGAGGAGUGCCUUUGCGAGUGCAAUGAUGACAACUCCGACACUGAGUGCAUCCGCACCAUGCAAAUGAAUGCUAAGACACUGAGUCUUCCCUUCGAGAUUGUCAUCCAGGGACCGAGUAGCAAUCGCUUUGUGCGCAACGCCGAGCAGUUUGAACAGAAGCGGGAUUUGGUGACUAGGAGUGCCUCAUCUUCAGGUCAGUCGCCGCGGAGUCGUCGCUCCAACAUUACCAUCUACAAGCCUUCCAAAAACUCUGCCUGGCAGCCAAAUGCCAAUGCCCUGGAAGCUGUUUCCAAGCCUUCCGAACAGGAGCUGACCAGGAACAAAAGGUCUGUAGAUCAUUUGGAGUGGUUCAACGACUUUGCCGGCUCUUUGGUGCGUCCCUCGCCAUUGGGCACUCGAUCACAAAAGCAGCAGCGGGAGUCAAAGCCAUCGGGAUUCAAGCGCCACAUUGAUUUGGAUGAGCCAGCUGCUCGGGAUCCAUGGUUCCUAGAGCCAACUGUUCCGCGUCUGAUUCGUCCUGCUCCACUGAAGAAGGACUCAUACUCCAGGAAAACCAAAAAGAGUCCUUUUUCACUCAAGGCUUCUAAGAGUAAAGCCUCCAAGUCGAAAUGGCGCAGGGAGCAAGAGCAAGAGAUGGAUAUUCGACCGCUUCGUGAUGCCUUGCAGGUGGUGGAACGGAUUCCCCGUGUACUUCAGGAUACUGUGAGUCACCUGUCAUCUGAUCCUCGGACUGGUGAAGUGUUCAGCCUGAAUAUCAGGGAAAAAGAUUUGCCGCGGAAGAAGGAUCGCGAGGAUGAGGAGCGUGCGCCUCGCAGGCCAAGCGAUUUAUUCCGUGAUGCUCGACGCAAUGAAAUCAUACCGGAAGCUGUGACCCUUGCUGCUCCGAUGGAAAUUGCAACCCGAGUUCCACUUCCUGCCCAGCGAGGAGGCUUCUUGUUCCCGUGGUUAAGGCAGCGAAGGCUAAUGCGUUUGCAGCAAGCCCGUGGAAAUCUGUAGAGAAACACCUACAACUAAUUCGCAAUCCAAAUCAAUAUUAGCUACUCUUAUUUUAUUUUGUUGUAUAUUUUUAAGGAAUUUUUGGGUCUCACUAAAUAAAUUAAUAAUUUGUAUUAUUCUGCAGUAGCAGCAA